AUGUCAGUUACUAAUGAUAGCACAGUUGAGGUUUUACUUAUACAUCAGCAAAUAUUCCAGGUUGCACUGAAUGAGGGAUUGGUAUCAAAAGUCAUUUUUGCAAUAUUAAUGUCUCUGUUCUUUAUCUAUUUGAAUGCCAUCAUGGUCUACACUCUUUGGAGCAAGCCUAUUUUUAAAGAGACUCCACGCUACAUUCUGUUUAACCACAUGCUUUUCAAUGACUCGAUUCAGCUCUUUGUUACCUCUUUGUUGUAUAUUUUUAGUCUGGCCUAUCUCAAGUUAGUCAUGGCUGCUUGUGCUUUCUUAGUUUUUGUUUCAAGUACAACAUUCCGUAAUGCACCUUUAAACUUGGCUCUGAUGUCGCUAGAGCGUUAUGUGGCCAUAUGCUUUCCUCUAAGACAUGCUGAAAUAGCCACUCAAAAAAGGACUUAUAUUUCCCUUGGAAUUAUUUGGUUUAUGGGUCUGAUGCACUUUAUAAUUGACUUGCUUUAUGUAGUACUGGUGGAUCCUAAAUUUUUAACCUCACAAAUAUUUUGCACGAGAGAAAGACUCUUCAUAAAGCAAUGGCAACUAGAUGCUUAUCAGGGCUUUAAUGUAUUCUACUUUGUGUCAGUGUCGAUGAUCAUCCUUUUCACAUAUGUUAGAAUUCUGAUCACAACCAGGUCCAUUUCCUCCAAUAAAGAGUCAGCUGCAAAAGGCCACAAGACUGUACUGCUGCACCUUGUUCAGCUGGGACUGUGCCUCACUUCUUUUCUUUUUAGCCUUAUAGAGCGAGCUGCAGCAAUGGCCAGCACCAGCACCAGCGUCUUCAGCGACCUGCGUUACCUAAACUAUGUGUUUGUGUUGAUCUUGCCACGCUGUCUAAGCCCACUCAUCUAUGGACUAAGAGACAAUGCUGUACGGCCCCUAUUCAUCUACUACUUUCGCUGUGCCACAGGCAAACACACGUCUAUUGUCAAUGUACACUGA
This is a messenger RNA of Ictalurus punctatus (channel catfish), 969 nucleotides long. RefSeq names its product odorant receptor 131-2-like. The coding region runs from base 1 to 969 and encodes 322 amino acids. The record is from RefSeq and is a predicted model, not a curated record. The transcript has a single exon. Lineage: Eukaryota; Metazoa; Chordata; Actinopteri; Siluriformes; Ictaluridae. Gene Ontology annotation, biological process: G protein-coupled receptor signaling pathway. Gene Ontology annotation, molecular function: G protein-coupled receptor activity. Gene Ontology annotation, cellular component: membrane.